AUGCCUUUAGCGGCAAUAACAAUAGCCGUUAUAUCCUUUAUCGGCAAAUGGCAUUUAGCCGGCAAUGCAGGGGUCGGCAAAGCCUUUGGCGGUCAUUCUCACAAAAGCUGGAACCUUGAUAUUGUCCUAACUGCUGAAGGUUACAAAUUUGUAAUCACUGAGGAGUGCCCAAAAAAACCUGAUGAAGAUGCUACUGAUGAUCAGGUUAAAGCCUAUGACAAAUGGGUCAAGGAUGAUGAGAUAGCGCGAUGUUACAUUCUUGCCUCUAUGGCAAAUGUUUUGCAACAUCAGCAUCAGUCUAUGAGGUCUUCUUAUGACAUGCUCGAAAGUAUCAAAGAAAUGUUCGGUGAGCAAAAUAGUGCGGCUAAGCAAACGGCCAUGAAAGCCCUUUUGAACACCAAGAUAGCUGAAGGAUCAUCGGUCAGGGACCAUAUUCUGAAGAUGAUGGGUCUUCUGAAUGAACUGGAGGUCCUUGGAGCAGUGAUUGAUAAGGAAUCUCAAGUUGAGAUGGUCCUGCAGAAUCUGCCUGACAGUUUUUAA
Molecule: messenger RNA, 540 nt
Organism: Nicotiana tabacum (common tobacco)
Lineage: Eukaryota; Viridiplantae; Streptophyta; Magnoliopsida; Solanales; Solanaceae
Source: RefSeq, a predicted model, not a curated record